UGAAGCAUUCACGACUCUCCUGUGCUCAGCUCUGCUUUGUUCCUCCCCAGCCUUUGGGUGCAGCCCUGCUCUGCUUGUGCUCUCACACCGGGCUGCCUGAUACCAUCAUGUGUGCAGGGGACUGUGACAGCUCUUGGGGUGUGGGAGGGGACAUGGUGAUGCUGGACCAAUGGCAGGAUGCUGGUCGCCACGUCCGUGCCUCGCUGGUCCCAUCUGCUGUGGCUCAGAGCCAAGUUCUUUUUCUGUAAGAGCUAGCCUCACUUCUCUUUUGAACCCCAAGCCAGGGUGCAAAGACCACUCCAGAGAGUUUGGUGGAAGAUAGCAGGGCCCAGGACUUGUCUGCAUGGCCCAGGGAUUGCUCUACGCUGAUCUGAGGUUUGCCAAAGGGCCAGGGGGCCGUGGAAUGGCCAGCCAGGCACUGGAGGCAGCCCUUGGUAUGGAUGAGGCUGAGAGUCCCCAUGAGAACACCACACCGGAGCUGCCUGUGGGGACAGCAGGGGAAGGGGCCUGGCGCAGUCCAGGGUGCUGGUCCUGCUGGCGUUGUGUCCCUGCGGGGCUGCUGGCUGUCAGUCUGCUGCUGCUGGUGGCCUCUCUGGUGCUGGGGGCCUGCUACUGGCAGGUGACUCGACAGCUACAGGACACAUCCCUGGAGCAGGCGGCCGAGCGUGGCCGCUUCUCACAGGAGGUGCAGGUGAGGGACCAGAGCCUGGAGAAGAUGCGGCAGGAGCUGGCACGAGUGCGAGAGGAGCUGCAGCAAGCAUGGCAGGAGGGCAACAACAGCCGUCGGGAGCUGGGCAGGUGGGAGGCAGAGCUGGAAUAUGUCUCAGGGACCCUGGCUGCAACUCAAAAGGAGCUGAACAGUGUGCAAGGAAGGUUGAAUGCUAGCGAGAGCACUGUGACCCUGCUGCGUUCCUGCACGGCUAUAGACUGCUGCCCCUCAGGCUGGCUGCUCUACCGGGGCAAGUGCCUCUUCAUCUCAACGGAAAAGAAGACGUGGGAUGACAGCAGAGCAGAGUGCGAGGAGAAAUACUCUCAGCUCCUGAUCACCAAAUCCUGGAGUCGCUGGACUGUGCCGAGCUUCCUGAAGAAUGCAGACGUUGCGUACUGGAUCGGGCUGCAGAAGAGCAAGUACCCCUGGUACGAAUAUGACUGGCUGGAGGAAGGGGAUGCAGAUGAUGAAGGGUUGGCGGAUGCCUGGAUCUGGGUGGACGGCUCGCUCUAUGAGAGACCCUGGCAGCCGAAGUCCAACGGGUCAUGUGCCGUCAUCAGCCGUGGGAACAUCAAAGCGGCACCAUGUGAGGGGCCAGAAGACCUGCAGCUCUGGAUCUGUGAGAAGGCAGCAGGGCCCAGCUCCCCGUUCAUGUGAUGAGAGCAGUGACACGGCCAGCUCGCCCCACGGUGCACAAGGAAGGCAGCAAAGGGGAAAGAUGGGGAAAACCCCAUCCCAGCCCCACUGAGCACAUCCUUCCCUUUCAGCGCCCGCAUCCUCUCUGCUUCAGCUUUCACGCAGCACAGGAGCCCAAGGACGGAGCUACUGCCGGCAUUGACAUUUGGGUGUUACUGCUGAUUAGAGAGUAGAGCAGUGACCUUUAGGACGGCACCACGUGGCUCCCAAAGCAACAGCAGCAUCCAGCACCAGACACUUAGUAAGACAAGACAUGGGGAAUUUAAAUAGCUGCCACGCAUGUGCAGAAUGGCCCCGACUUAUGUUCAGCCUGGCAAGAGCAGAGGAAGUUGUGUUCUAUUAUGGGGUUGCGCGUGCCAUAUUUAGUUGAUUAACUGAUAUGUAAAUCUUUUGCUUGAAGAGCACAGGGCUGUUAAAGGCAUUUUAGAGGUGUAUGUGUUGCUCUGCGUUGUCUGCUGGCUGACUCCAUACUGUAGCAAAUAAAGAGACACGGCUUGUC
Coturnix japonica (Japanese quail) is the source of this 1904-nucleotide messenger RNA. Its product is annotated as B-cell differentiation antigen CD72-like. Gene Ontology annotation, molecular function: transmembrane signaling receptor activity. NCBI's taxonomy places the organism in Eukaryota, Metazoa, Chordata, Aves, Galliformes, Phasianidae. The record is from RefSeq and is a predicted model, not a curated record. Gene Ontology annotation, cellular component: plasma membrane.